CUGCCAAUUUAUUUUUACAUUAAAUGCACUGUUAGAUUAACCCUUGUGUGAUGUCUGGGUUGUGGGACCUAUUUUCAAUGUCUACUAAAAGAGAAAUUAUACAAUUAAUUAUUUUUUCAUCCUGAGACUCAUUGGCCUUAGCUCAUUUUCUGUGAAGAACAUGUAAAAUAACACACUGUGCACCCCCCUACACAUGUACAGUUGAAGUCGGAAGUUUAACAAUUGCAAAAGUGUUUUCUAAUGAUCAAUUAGCCUUUUAAAAUUCUAAUCUUGGAUUAGCUAACACAAUGUGCCAUUGGAACACAGGAGUGAUGGUUGCUGAUAAUGGGCCUCUGUACGCCUAUGUAGAUAUUAAAUAAAAAAUCUGCCGUUUCCAGCUACGAUAGUCAUUUACAACAUCAACAAUGUCUACACUGUAUUUCUGAUCAAUUUGAUGUCAUUUUAAUGGACAAAAUAAAUGCUUUUCUUUCAAAAACAAGGACAUUUCUAUGUGACCCCAAACUUUUGAACGGUAGUGUAUAUAUAUUUUUGUGUAUUUUUAAAAAAUUGUUUGACAUAAAAUGGGGUGGCAGGUAGCCUAGGGGUUAGAACAUUGGACGAAAAGUUGCACGAUCGAAUACCCGAGCUGACAAGGUAAAAAUCUAUCGUUCUGCCCCUGAACAAGGCAGUUACCCACUGUUCCUAGGCCGUCAUUGAAAAUAAGAAUUUGUUCUUAACUGACUUGCCUAGUUAAAUAAAGGUUACAUUUAAAAAAAAAAAAAAAAUACACCAUGCAAAUCAGCUCCAAGUGAUUUUAAUUUUGGAAAUCUGUUCCAAACUAUUCCCAUGCAUAAUAAAUAGAUAUACACUCAGUAAAUCAAACAUUAGGAAAACCUUCCUACUAUUGAGUUGCACAAUGUUGACUCCAAUGCUUCCGAACAGUUGUGUCAAGUUUACUUGGUCUCCUUUACAUUUUACAUAUUUCAGUUGAACAUUUCUCUAUAUUUCUUUGUCAUCGAGGACUUCAUUAUGCUCUACUUGUAACUUAUUUGUGCGCAACUUCAUGGAAUUACUUGAUUUACUGUUGUAGCAGAGAAGUGUGCCAGGAAUGAUGUGUGGGUCAGUGACGGCACGCGCCCCUCACUCAUUAGAAUAUCAAUGCACGAACGACAAGCAAUGGUGGCCCUUCCCCUCUAAAUCUCUCUCUCACACCAGCUCACACACACACUUUCGCGUGAAGCACUUUUUUUUCAAGUGGUGCUGCUUGAUAGAAAGUUUUGUUCUCAAUAAUCAGGAGACUUCAACAUCUCUUCGCACUUUAAAACCAUGAAUAAUGAGUCUACUCUGCGUAAAACGGCAAUGCACUCAGCAGGCUACCCAUAUGGUUAAGACUUGAUUGGUUGGAUAUUUUAUAGUAAUAUUUUAAAUUGACUGUAGUCCAAUAUCCAAUAGUAAUUGUUUGGGUUAUUAGAGUUAAUUUUAAUAAUACAGGAAAGACAUAUGAUCUGAAAGUGGUCAAAGAUCUUAAAGUGCAUGGUGUAAAGUAGCCUAGUCCUAUAACUCAACUACUUCUAGAUAGCACCUUUUUCCCCAAAAAGUGUAUAGGCUAUAAUGGCAAUAAGCACGACAGAUGCUGGAAACACCCCUGUUGAUGCCCCCUAAAUCAAUAUGCAUUAAGAAAGUUGUGUGCAGUUGGGAAGGACAGUUUGAGAAAACAAUAGUGUGUGGGGACACCGCACGGUAGAUCAUGUGCCAUUGAUUACCAUACAGCUGUUCACACAAAGGCAAAAACUCUAGCCUGCUGCAGGGUCCAGAGAGAGUGCCCCUCCCCCGUCUCAACCUCAACAAUAGACCCCCGAAUAUCCCCGAAGCGCGCAAUGGAAGGUCUCAUCCAUAACCUGCCCGCACGCGUCUGAGCAAUUACAAUUUUGUGACUGAAGAAAGGGCGGAUCAUGCUAUUCUUCCCUAUUUCCUUCAGAUCGAUAUUUACCACACAUUAAUUAAUACUGAACAAUGAAUUGAUACUGAACAAUACAUGUUCUUAUGACAAACUUUUGUGAAAACAACUUAUUUGGAACAGAAUUUAAAGGACUAAGAUUAGGUGAUAUCGAAUAGUAGCCUAGGUUAUAGCCACUCAUAACCCAAAUGUUUAUUAUCAUGUGAUGCUGUCUAACACUUAAUUUACCAUCAUUGUGCCGGUAGGCUAAAGUGCUUAAAUUAACAACUUUUUUUCUGUUACAUGUUUCCAGUAGGUAUAGAUACUGUAGAGCUGUUAGGCUGUGAAGCCUAUUCAUUAUACUGGUUGAAAAUCGUAUGCUUUUGUAGGCCUAUAUUAUUAUUUGUCUGAUUGAAGUUGAAUAAUUAAAUAUGUAGGCCUAAAAAUUCAGUUUUCGAUGCUUGUGUCACACAUUUCCUAGCUCGACUCCAAAAUCGUGGACAUUUGGCUAGUUAGUUGUAUUUAUGUUUUAUUUAUUUAUUUAACCUUUAUUUAACUAGGCAACUCACAUUCUACAUUCUUAUUUACAAUGAUCGCCUAUCAAAAGGCAAAAGGCCUCCUGUGGGGACCGGGCUGGGAUUAAAAAAGAAAAACAAUAAUAUAAAUAUAUGACAAAACACACAUCACGACAAGAGACACAACACAACACUACAUAAAGAGACACCUAAGACAACAACAUAGGAAGGCAGAAACAAAUGACAACACAGCAUGGUAGCAACACAACAUGGUAGCAGCACAAAACAUGGUACAAACAUUAUUGGGCACAGACAACAGCACAACGAGCAAGAAGGUAGAGACAACAAUACAUCACACAAAGCAGCCACAACUGUCAGUAAGAGUGUCCAUGAUUGAGUCUUUGAACGAAGAGAUUGAAAUAAAACUGUCCCGUUUGAGUGUUUGUUGCAGCUGUAUAACUGUAUAAAAUGUGUAUUGUGCCAAUCACACUUCAAAUAUGAUUUUGCUCUAAGUAUAGGCCUUAUGUUAUUUUUGCUGAUAAAUUUAAUCAGCACCACAUCCACACACAUGAUCCGACGCUUCGUGGUUGUCCCUUGGGUCUUACCGUGCCCCGCCUCCUGACGCGUGACAGGGGCGCGCUUCAGGGGUAUAAAAUUCAUUCACUCUCAUUAACCACCAGAACCAAAACAAGUGAAGACCAGCACAUAGGGAAGAGCGAGGACUGCUAUACCUUUUCAUACUAAUUUUAUGGUGUGACUGCAAGGAUUUUUUUCUAUCCGGGUUUUUGGGAAUAGGCGCCUGUCACAUUUUUAUUGGACACAACGAAUGCAAACACCUGGGGAUUGUUGUAUAGCUACCAACCAAACACCUGGCGGAAAUGGCCUCGCUACCUCUUAGAUGUGUCUUUGCUUUGGCUGUAGUGCAAGUGGUAUCAUCUUCUGGUGUGUUCGAGUUGAAAGUCCAUUCGUUCAACACUGCUCAGCGCAUAUGCAGAAGGCAUAGGGACUGUCACAUCUUUUUCAGAAUUUGUCUCAAACACUCAGAGGAUGUCAUCCAUGCGGAGCCACCAUGCACUUUUGGAACAGGACACACCAACGUCAUCCGCGCAGAUCAGACCUCAAUUUCCAGCAGCGCUCCUAUUAGAAUACCGUUCCAUUUUAAGUGGCCGGGAACAUUUUCGCUGAUCAUUGAAGCAUGGAACGCAGAAAUCCCUACAGAAUACACAGACAACCAAAACAACCUGGUCAGUCGCUUGGCUACCAGAAGAAGACUGGCCAUAGGCGAGGACUGGUCUCAAGACGUCCACUUCGGAGAGCAGAGCGAGCUGCGCUACUCCUAUCACGCAUUCUGUGACGAGUACUACUUUGGCGACAGCUGCGCCGAAUACUGCAGACCCCGCGACGACACUCUGGGCCACUACACCUGUGACGUGGAGGGGAACAAGCAAUGUCUGGAGGGCUGGAAGGGCAACUACUGUUCUGAUCCCAUCUGUUCGGCAGACUGCAGCGCGAGGCAUGGCUACUGCGAGGCCCCUGGGGACUGCAAGUGCAGAAUGGGUUGGCAGGGGCCCUCGUGCAACGAGUGUGUGCGCUACCCGGGCUGCCUCCAUGGCACCUGCGUCCAGCCAUGGCAGUGUGACUGCAAGGAGGGCUGGGGCGGCCUCUUCUGCGACCAGGACCUCAACUACUGCACCAACCAUCGGCCAUGUGCCAACGGUGCCACCUGUACCAACACAGGCCAGGGCAGCUACACCUGUAUCUGCCGCCCGGGCUACGGUGGCACCAACUGUGAGCUGGAGACCAACGAGUGCGACAGCAACCCCUGCAAGAAUGGAGGCAGCUGCAAUGACCUGGAGAACGACUACUCGUGCACCUGCCCCCAGGGCUUCUAUGGGAAGAACUGUGAGAUCAUCGCCAUGACAUGUGCCGAUGGGCCCUGUUUCAAUGGAGGCACCUGCAUGGAGAUGCUGACGGGGGGCUAUACUUGCCGUUGCCCUCCCACCUACACUGGCUCCAACUGUGAGAAGAAACUGGACCGCUGCAGCAACAGCCCCUGUCUGAAUGGUGGUGAGUGUCUAGACCUGGGUCAAAGCGUGCUGUGCCGCUGCCACUCUGGCUUUACCGGCGCCAACUGCCAGUUCAACAUCGACGACUGUGCUUCAGCGCCUUGCCAGAACGCUGGCACCUGCCAGGACGGUGUGGACGACUACACCUGCUCAUGCACACUGGGCUACGCCGGCAAGAACUGUAGCCUGCGCUCAGAUGCCUGUGGCCGUGGUGCCAGCGCCCAGCCCUGCCAGAAUGGCGGCACCUGCUUCACCCACUUCACGGGGCCCGUGUGCCAGUGCCCGCCUGGUUUCAUGGGACCCAGCUGCGAGUUCACGCUGCAGCCCAGCUUCCAUCCUGCCCCCCGACUGACCUAUAAACCUUCCUCCACCGCCCUCACAGCCUCCUGCGUCCUUGCGUUACUCGCCCUUGGCCUGGCGACGGGCAUUGUGAUGCUGCGGCGGCGCCGGCUGAGUGGCAGGAAGCAGCUGAACGACACGGCGGUGUUCAACGACCUGAAGACGGGGAUCAACCGCUUCCCCAGCGAGAGAGAGGCUUUCAUGGCGGCUAGUGGCCUGUUCAAGAUCAGCAACAGCGAUCCGCGCCUCAGCAUGGCAUCACUUGCAUCGCUUAGACCCACAGACGACAGGACGGGCCGAGGACUUGGGGGGGAGCGCCACUCAUUCUCCCCUGGACAGGACUACCUCUGGAGGGGGGACAGCGGGGCUGGGCGGAGAUGAGCCACUGGCCUGGACCCAAGAUGGACAGAAAAAGGAGACUGAACAGCCAAACACCUGGGGAGGGAGAGACAAAAACUGGGAGGAAGAACAAGGGAUCGUUAGCACUUAUUUUUCUCUCUUUUUGAAAUGUUAAGUGAAUGAAGAAAAACACAAACUGCUUGAAUGGUUGGAAAUGUGUUUGUUACACAUUUUGACAACAAAGAAAAAAUCUGUUGGAAAACAACCUUGUGUCAUGAAGAACAGUAAAUGACCUCUUGAAGUAUGGGAACUUCAGGAAAUCUCCUCAGAGAAAGGUCUUCCAUGUCAAAUAACCCAAAGAGAUGACUACCAAUACCACAUAACUACAUACGAUGGACACUGUCCUAUCAUUGCACUUGCUCCAACACAGUGAUAUUGACCAAAUGACUCUGGAAGAACCAUUUAAACCAAAUACAGGCAGACCUGAUUCUCUGACCUGUACCUUCUUGGAAGACAAUAGACUGUUAUCAAUGACCUUCAAGGAGAUGAAUAUAUUUGCUGUAUUGACUUUU
This is a messenger RNA of Salvelinus fontinalis (brook trout), 5746 nucleotides long. Its product is annotated as delta-like protein B. The transcript has 7 exons. Lineage: Eukaryota; Metazoa; Chordata; Actinopteri; Salmoniformes; Salmonidae. The coding region runs from base 3309 to 5216 and encodes 635 amino acids. Gene Ontology annotation, cellular component: membrane. Gene Ontology annotation, biological process: cell communication; multicellular organism development; Notch signaling pathway. The record is from RefSeq and is a predicted model, not a curated record. Gene Ontology annotation, molecular function: calcium ion binding.